Molecule: messenger RNA, 2079 nt
Organism: Sardina pilchardus (European sardine)
Lineage: Eukaryota; Metazoa; Chordata; Actinopteri; Clupeiformes; Clupeidae
Product: scavenger receptor cysteine-rich type 1 protein M130-like
Exons: 9
Coding region: 1-2079 (692 amino acids)
Biological process (GO): zymogen activation
Cellular component (GO): plasma membrane
Molecular function (GO): serine-type endopeptidase activity
Source: RefSeq, a predicted model, not a curated record
AUGGUCAAUACUGUGAGGUUGGUGAAUGGGAGCAGUCAAUGCUCUGGGAGAGUGGAGGUUUAUCAUGCAGGAGAGUGGGGCACCGUGUGUGAUUUGUGGUGGGAUAUGACUGAUGCUGCAGUGGUGUGUAGAGAGCUGGGCUGUGGUGAUGCUGUAGAGACUCUGAGUGGAGCUCACUUUGGAGAGGGAUCAGGGAGAAGCUGGAUGACUGGUGUGAGGUGUGAGGGAUCAGAGUCCAGACUGAAGAACUGUGAACACAUGGGAUGGAGAGACUGGAGUACAUUAAGGUGUCCUCAUAGCAGAGAUGCUGGAGUCACUUGUUCAGAUACUGUGAGGUUGGUGAAUGGAGGUAGUAGAUGCUCUGGGAGAGUGGAGGUUUAUCAUGCAGGAGAGUGGGGCACCGUGUGUGAUCAUGGGUGGGAUAUGGCUGAUGCUGCAGUGGUGUGUAGAGAGCUGGAAUGUGGUGUUGCUGUAGAGGCUCUGAGUGGAGCUCACUUUGGAGAGGGAUCAGGGAGAAGCUGGAUUCCUGGUGUGAGAUGUGAGGGAUCAGAGUCCAGACUGAAGAACUGUGAACACGGGGGAUGGAGAGACUGGAGUACAGAAGGGUGUCCUCAUAGCAGAGAUGCUGGAGUCACUUGUUCAGAUACUGUGAGGUUGGUGAAUGGAAGCAGUCAAUGCUCUGGGAGAGUGGAGGUUUAUCAUGCAGGAGAGUGGGGCACCGUGUGUGAUGAUGGGUGGGAUAUGGAUAAUGCUGCAGUGGUGUGUAGAGAGCUGGGCUGUGAUACUGUGAGGUUGGUGAAUGGAAGCAGUCGAUGCUCUGGGAGAGUGGAGGUUUAUCAUGCAGGAGAGUGGGGCACCGUGUGUGAUGAUGGGUGGGAUAUGGCUGAUGCUGCAGUGGUGUGUAGAGAGCUGGACUGUGGUGAUGCUGUAGAGACUCUGAGUGGAGCUCACGUUGGAGAGGGAUCAGGGAGAAGCUGGAUGACUGGUGUGAGGUGUGAGGGAUCAGAGUCCAGACUGAAGAACUGUGAACACGGGGGAUGGAGAGACUGGAGUACAGCAGGGUGCCCUCAUAGCAGAGAUGCUGGAGUCACUUGUUCAGGAGUCCAACUGGUGGGCCGUUCUCACUGCUCUGGGAGAGUGGAGCUGCUUCAUAAAAAGACCAGACACACUGUGUGCAGUUCCACAUUUGACCAGCAGGAUGCAGAGGUUGUGUGUCGACAGCUGGGCUGUGGGGCUCCUGUAGAGGUGCUGGGAGCAGCUGCAUUUGGAGAGGGAGAGGGCCAGGUGUGGUCAGAGGAGAUCCAGUGUGGAGGCAACGAGACUCAGAUUCACCUCUGCCCAACAUCCUCUACACCCUCACACAACUGCUCUCACAAGCACGAUGUUGGAUUAGUUUGUACAGAUCCUGUUAGGUUGGUGGAUGGGCCCAGUCGCUGUUCUGGGAGAGUGGAGCUUUAUCAUGUGGGAGAGUGGGGUACAGUGUGUGGUGCUGAUUGGGACUACUUUGAUACAGCAGUUGUGUGUAAAGAGUUGGGCUGUGGUGAUGCUGUAGAUUCCUUCUCAGAUGUCCACUUUGGAGAGGGAGCAGGGAGAGUCUUGAUGGCUGAGGUCGGCUGUGUGGGAUGGGAGACCAGACUAAAGUCCUGUUCUCAUAAGGGAUUGGGUGAACACACAUGCCAGCCUAAAAACAAUGUUGGAGUCACCUGUUCAGAACACAGAGCUCCGAGGCUAGUGACCGGUUCCCACCGGUGUUCUGGGAGAGUGGAGGUGGAACAUGGGACCACCUGGGGAACGGUGUGUAACGCCACAUUUGACUGGCAGGAUGCAGAGGUUGUGUGUCGACAGCUGGGCUGUGGGGCUCCUGUAGAGGUGCUGGGAGCAGCUGCAUUUGGAGAGGGAGAGGGCCAGGUGUGGUCAGAGGAGAUCCAGUGUGGAGGCAACGAGACUCAGAUUCAACUUUGCCCAACAUCUCCUAUGAACCACAACUGCUCACAUGAAAUGGACGUAGGGUUACUGUGUUCUGACUUUUCUGUUCUCAAACAGAAAAUGAAGGCUUGGUCAUACAGCAAGGCAUUGUAA